Messenger RNA from Miscanthus lutarioriparius, 831 nucleotides. Lineage: Eukaryota; Viridiplantae; Streptophyta; Magnoliopsida; Poales; Poaceae. The record is from the annotation of a GenBank genome assembly.
AUGGACGCGACGCGCGCUGCCAGCCCACGGAUGUCAUCUUCGAUGACGAACGAGGCUGAGUACCCGGAAUUCUUCGUCCGGCCCUCGAUGGCGCGGUUUUCGAUGAAAAGUCCACUUGAUUACAAGGACGAGUCGUUAGAUUACAUGUUAGCACGUAUUUACUCAUCAGAGGUGGGAGGAAAGGCCUUUUCUCCGAUAAACGUGUCCACUAAUAAGUACCAAGUAAUUGACCUGCCGCCUGACAUUAACUCGACAAGGUAUCAUCAAUUCCGUCUUGGAAAGUCAGUGAAUGGGGUACAUUUUGCGGUGGCUGGUUAUCAGGAGGGACUCCAAGUUUGGUUCCUGGAUGAGUCUGGUAGCAAGACGGAGUGGGUACUGAAGCAUGUCACCAGGUACCCAUUCAGUCAUUAUCAUACUGAUAGGCCCUGGAUUUUACAACAUGGUUCCUACGGCUACGAUGAUGAUCAAGAAGAAAACAACAAAGAACCAACAGCAGCGGAAAAUGAUUCUGAUUGGGACUCUGAUGAUGCUGAUAAUGCUGCUGAUAUUGAUCUUGACUCCUGCCCGUAUAUUGAAGUACUUGGAUUCCAUGCUUACAGAGAUAUUGUCUUCUUGGUUUUGUCGAGGAAAGUCGUGGCGUAUUAUUUUAAUAGCUCAAAGAUUCAACAUUUGGGAGAGCUGCUCAUCAGAUAUUGUUAUCAAGACAUACGGGAGGGUUUCGUAUACACACCUACUUGGAUUGGAGAGUUGCCUGGAGCCAAUUAUCUAGUAAGAUCAAGAAACUCGUAUGGUAUAGAGGAAGAGGACUUGCUGCAUAGUAUAGAGGAUUAG